Passer montanus (Eurasian tree sparrow) is the source of this 264-nucleotide messenger RNA. Its product is annotated as galactose-3-O-sulfotransferase 2-like. The transcript has a single exon. The annotation marks the transcript as partial. Gene Ontology annotation, biological process: glycolipid biosynthetic process. NCBI's taxonomy places the organism in Eukaryota, Metazoa, Chordata, Aves, Passeriformes, Passeridae. Gene Ontology annotation, cellular component: membrane. The record is from RefSeq and is a predicted model, not a curated record. Gene Ontology annotation, molecular function: galactosylceramide sulfotransferase activity.
GUUUUCCCGCUGGUGCUGCUGGCCGAGCGCUUCGACGAGUCGCUGGUGCUGCUGCGGCACCGCCUGUGCUGGCCGCCCGACGCCGUGGACGCCUUCCCGCACAACUCGCGCGGCUCCGCGCGGAGCAUCUCCGCGGAGCAGCUGCGGCGCCUGCGGGCCUGGAACGCCCUGGACUGGGCUCUGUACUCGCACUUCAACCGCUCCUUCUGGCGCCAGGCCGAGCGCUUCGGGCUGCCGCGGCUGCGGCGCGAGGCGGCCGAGCUG